UUACAACCAGUGGACUGGAACAGUAUCACAAGUAAGAAAUGGGAGCGCCGCGAAGAAAGAAAGAAAACUGUUUUUAGCUUUAUUGGCAAACUUGGCUCAACUAUUUUAACGUGAAUCGGGAACUUGUAAAUAGAUGAAUAGACGGUUUGCAGUUUUGUGUUUUAGACAACUUACAUCCCAAAAUGUUUUCCCUAAAGUGCAGUUUGAGCUUUUGUUUGUUAAUUCUCUAAACGCAGAAAGAAAACAAAAUAACCGAACAUAGCAUAAAAGUAAACAUGACAUCCUUUAGACAGAAAAAAUAACUUUAGAGUAUGCACCAGGGUAAAUUCAGGCAUAUUGCUUUGGUGUACUGUGAAUAAUUUUGAAACAAUCAUGGUUUUAUUUUUGCCUAGGUGGUCAAAGGAAGGCUACACUUGUGUCUGAUAUAGAUUUGUCGUGUCCCUGCAACUUAAAGGAGAACUCCUGCGAUACAGGUUGUUGUUGUGAUCAGGUAUGAGUGCUUCACACUGUCUUCUAGAAUGACAAAUAACUACAGGUAGAAACAAAAGGGAAAGGCAACCAUAGGAGCACUGCUAAAGGGUGACUGGGGGCGCUUAAUAGAGGUGGCAGUUCUAAUACCUUAAAUGCAGUGUUUUUAUGGGCGGAAAAUCAAGCUUGCCCAAUGGGAAAGGUCCAGGCAAGUCAUGAACAAAGACGAGCAAGAGGUGAUCCCAGGCAAGCCAAAUGUGAGAGCGGCUUGCCCAAAGGACAAGCUGGACUUUAAUUUAUUUUUGAGCCUUGCUAGGUGGUUCAUGUUCAGGUUCCACUGUACUUUCUUUAUUUCACCUGUCUUUUCUUUGUUUGCUAUGGCACCGUACCUGAUCAUUGUCCAGUUAAUAAAUUGUUUAUCAAUUCGAAAUGUCGCAUGCUUAUUGCUUUUUACGUCGUGGCCAGAGGGCUUUGUUAUAUAACUUCAAAUAGCAUUUUCUACUUAUUUAAGUGAUUGCUUGAAUGUCUAUUCUCUCUUAAGGAUUGUAGUGACUUUGAAAACGAGACGGCCAAUUGCAUCCCAGGAUUCUUUGGUGGUGCUACCUCAGAGAGACCUUUCGAAUUUAGUUGCCAAGCCUCCUGGCCUGACGCAAGGGACUGGCAACCAUUCCUCUGUGUUGCCAUUAACAACAGUCCAUUUACUGGCUAUUUUUACAAUCUCACCAGUCCUUCUCUAGCUCAGGACCCGGCAUCGUUUAACGCGCUUGCGAGGAAUAAGAAAAGGGAAAGUUUUACGUUUGUGGAGAGCGAAGAACGUCGAACCACAAUCUCGAGUGGGUUGUACACAAUGGGAACAAGUGUGAAAACAGCUGCUAACGCUGAAGAUGUAAACUAUGUUAGAGCCACAGUGGGUGUGUUGAGUCUACCGCAGACUGUAUUCAAUGGUUUGUGCUCCCAGGACGUACCCGUUAGAUUUCUGGAACAAGUUUCCUCUCGCUGUGUUCUUGAGUUGGAAGAGUCUCUUUGUAACUCGCAGUCGCCGUGGAGUGCUUUGAAUUAUUUGAUGCCCAUUCAACUCAAUCGCCCCACGUGCGUACGACCACCCUCUGUUCUGGCACAAGGACGGCUCAACGAAACAGGAGGGCCUCCUGAGCUUGCCACAACAGACGUACGAUAUUAUUGUACGGAUAUCGCGGCUUUUGUUUCCGCGGCAGCUAAGGAAUCGGAAAACUCGCUUACUAAUAAUUCUUCUUCGUUAUUUGAGAGCAGCGCGCAGGAAAGAGCAGAUCCCACGAGGUGUGCGUUUGAUGAUGGAGAAACUCUACCACCAGCACCAGUCUUUAACAAAACAACGAGGUUAUGCUCAAAUGUAGUGGUCAAAGUUGAAUACGAGUUUGAAUGGCGUGACAGGAGAAUUGACGCGGUGAAAGCAAGAGUCACGCUUGGAAACGUUCAAAUUCCUGCAGUUAAAACAAAUACCGGUCUUGUCACUUCUACCGAUGCUAUCAACACCCUAAGCCAGAGGUUUUCAGUAAAUUUCACCCAUUCACCGCUACUUAAUUCUUCAAACGUCCGCGAGGCUCCUUUUCAGCGGUCGGGGAAUCCAGGCUACCUGCUCGGUCGACCGGUGUUGAGUCGCCUGGAAAACAGUUCGGGACAAGUG
This is a messenger RNA of Porites lobata, 2131 nucleotides long. The record is from the annotation of a GenBank genome assembly. NCBI's taxonomy places the organism in Eukaryota, Metazoa, Cnidaria, Anthozoa, Scleractinia, Poritidae.